GGGAAGUUGGUUGACCCUUGAAAUUUAACAAUGCCUUCAAACGACUAUUUUAAAUUUCAUGUUCUCGUCGAAGGGGAUGCGAUCCCCGAAUACACCAAAGAUGGGCAGGCGUACGUAGAAAGCGAUUUAUUCACAUCGUCUUCCUACAUGACCCAGACAGUUGAAGAAGUGCAUAAUGAAUUGGAAGUUCAACAAUGGCCAGUCACACCGUAUCAGGUUGAAAUCACGUCUGCCGACUUUGCACCAGACCGACUCUUCAGGCUGUUUGUUGAUGGAAAACUUGUUGUAUCCAAAGUUCUUGGAAAUGGUCGGUCGUGUCUAAUUAAAGGUUUUCGAGUUGGAAACACAAUCAAAGAAUUCCUUUUUUCUUUGCCAUGCUAUAUGAUAAAUGAGCAUAUAUCUGACUUGCCAAACCCUGAAAAAGUUGGGUUUAUCAUUGUUGAAUGUUGUAAUAUAUCCUAUGGAUCUCCUUCACAUUCAUAUACAAAGCCAUUCCAGUACAAUCAAGCAACAAAGAAAGACGUUCAUAUGAUUACGAAUGGAAAUUACACUUUAGUAACAACUAAGGUUGGUAAAGAAGUUGAAUCUUGGACUGUAAACCCCAAUCGUCAGUCUUAUGGAAGAAUCAUCGCAGGAGACAUCCUGAGUACUCUCUCGGUCAAGUACAUGAUAUCUCAUGAUUUGAUAGAAAUGGGAAUCCAUCUACAAGAUGAAAACGCAAAUAUGGAAGAUGAGAUGGACAGAUACGCUGACGUGCAAACAGAUUUUGAAGCUGAUUUGAUUGUACCACAGCAUACAAAGCUCAAACCAAAAGUCAUUGAUCUUCAUGUGGUGGUGCCAGCUUAUUGUCUUACAGAUGUACAAACACGUAUCAAGCGGGAAGUCUUUACUAUAACAGAGCCGCAACCAGCAAGUGAAAGUGAGGUCAAGUCUGAGGCUAGAAUGGAGGACAUGGAGGUAGAAGAAAUGACCAUUGAAAUACCAGGUGUUCCAGAUAUUGAUGUCAUAGUCAUAGACUGAAAAUGAUUUAUCUGAAAAUCUGAGAUGCAUCCAUCCAUCAGAUAGCUGACUUGUUUCUGCUGAGUGUGAAAUGUGAGCUCUAGUGGGGAAAAUUUGCAUGCUAUCUGAAACACAAACUAACGAACGUUUGGACCAUUUUACCUUGAAUCUUUCAUCAACCCCUUUCUAGUAUCACUAUAUUUGGUGUUCAAAGUGAGAAAUACGUUAAAAAAUAAAACCAAGUAAGCAAUAA
This is a messenger RNA of Saccoglossus kowalevskii, 1252 nucleotides long. RefSeq lists its product as uncharacterized. The record is from RefSeq and is a predicted model, not a curated record. NCBI's taxonomy places the organism in Eukaryota, Metazoa, Hemichordata, Enteropneusta, Harrimaniidae.